Molecule: messenger RNA, 10641 nt
Organism: Drosophila suzukii
Lineage: Eukaryota; Metazoa; Arthropoda; Insecta; Diptera; Drosophilidae
Source: RefSeq, a predicted model, not a curated record
ACAGUCGCGCUGUAUAGUUGCUUCGAUUAAGACGUGUGGUUCGCUUAAGCGCACGGUAAGAAGAGUCGCUCGAGGGUCACCCGGACUUGUCGACUGACUGAACGGAUUGGAUUGAGCCGCGGCUAGUUUCGAGGCGAUUUUGCCAAUUUUCUCCUCAAACGCGCUGAAAUAUAAGUAAAGCCCUCGAACUAAACAUUGCACUCGGUCAAAAAUCGUACAUAGAAAGCACAGUCAACUACAUUUUGUAGUUCGGUCUUCGAGCUCGAGCGUGUGUGUCGGUAGGCUCGCUUUGCGUUGAAAAGAAAGUUUUCGCUAAAUAUACAAGCCUCAACAAACAAAAUAAAAACGUGCAAGUUUUGUUUUAUUUUGCUUCGCAUUUUCCUCUCCACGCUCCAGACUAGCUUGCACAUAGUUUUCCAAUUUGGUAGUGCCCGCGAAUACCGUAUGGGAAAUCUGAAUCACAGCAAGCGGUCGAUCUUCGUUUUGAUCGUCUCUUUGCAUUUCGCCUAGCCAUAUUUUCCAUGGCAACUGGCAACCAAACUGGCGGUCAUUGCAGCGGCUCAAGUGAAAAACUGAAAACUGAAAAACCGAACUGAAAAAGCGCUUACCAAAAGCAAUGGGGAAAAACUAAGUGUUGUAAUCUGUGAACGUGUGUGUGAACUAUGCAUCGUCGCGUUGUCUAAAGCCAAACGAAAGCUCAAAUAAUAGGGGCAGCAACUGAAUCAACUUGCAACAACAAUACAAACACGUCCAAACAAAGUGCAGUCCCAGCCACAAAGCCGCAGCCGCGGCAGAAACAAAACCCAGUCAAGAAAAUUGUAACACAAGGCUCGAAAAAAAUCUAAAUUGAAUCAUUGCGACACUGCCUUCUUAGUUAUUUAGCAAUUGUAUGCACCAAAACAAAGCUUUUCUCAACGGCAACGGCAACUGCAACUGCCACUGCUGCGGCUCAGCUGCCCCACGGCCCGCGCCCCCAGCUCUUUUCGACCUGAGCUUGCCUAUUGUUACAGUUACGACGACGCGCAAUACCUGCAACAUGGAGUAUUUAUCAGGUCGACUAAGCAUUCUGUGGCUGCUGGGAUUGAGCCUACUGCUAUUCAAAACAGGAUCCACAGAGGCACAGAGCAAACGAGCCUCACGAGUCACCAGUUCCCGUAGCUUUGGCACGAACGUCAAGCCCACAAGCUCCAAUGGCAUUAGCUUCGACUGCCCCGAGGAGUUCGGAUACUACCCGCACCCCUCGGACUGCACCCAAUACUACGUGUGCGUCUUCGGAGGAGCGUUGCUCGAGAGCUGCACUGGCGGCCUCAUGUACUCGCACGAGCUGCAGACCUGCGAUUGGCCCCGGAACGUGGGCUGCGAGUUGGUGGACACUUCAUCGGAGCGCGGUCCCGCACGUAGCCAGGGCCAGAGCCAAACGCACACCCAGGCGCAGCAUGUUCCCAGUAGAGUGCGCUUUGGAGCCGCUUUCAGCAGCCCUGGCGGCACUCAGAAGGCGCCCACUGUGGCCCCACAGUACCACCGCUCUCCGCCACAGGUCAUCCAGGCGCAGGUGCAACACAUACCUCCUCCGCCACCGGAGCUGCGAGUGCCACCCAACCCGGUGAUCACGUCGCGGGGUCAACCAAAACCACUGAUCGAGUCCCAGGAGGACAUUGCGAAGCUGUAUGCCGAAGCGCAAGAGACUUUGCCGCCUGUAGAAGAAGAGGAGUCCGAUCGUCAGCAGAGAGUGUACCGCGGCCAACCUAGUACCGUCAGUCAAGUGCAGCGCGACCGCGAUGGUAUUAUUCACCAGGCCAGUAUCAAUGCCAUUCCUCAAUCUGGCAAAAUCGCAUCGUACGCUUUUGGAACGGCCUACAGCGAAAGCUUGGACGACGACAAAAACGAACUGUCCCAUAACCGACUCGAUGGAGGUAGGCGACGCAAACGUCGCGAUCUUACCGUGCAACUCACGGAAAUUGCGCUCACAAAGCCUGCAGGAAUAGGUAAUUUUAACGACUCUAAUAGUUCGAGCGAAGUGAUGGAUCCCGAUACCACUAGCGCACUUCCAGAUAGUAGUGAAAUCUCAAAUAGCUCAAACAAUUCAAAAGAACGCUUCGAAGAGGCCGCUCCGGCUGUUAAGCUACGUAAAUACUCUUCAAAGAUCAGUCAACCUAAAGGCGAAACCGCCAUGGAGUUCGACUACGAGCAGAUUGCUAAUGAAGACGGGGAGUUGUUGGACGAAGGUGAAGGCGAGGAUGAUGUAGCCACGGGGGAGUCAAAGAGACGACCCCGUCAACUGCGACCCAUUUCACAUACCUCUUCCAAAUGGCCGGGACAAAAUUACCGUGCUAUCGACGCACCCCCUCCCCCACAGUACUCGCAGCAAACAGGAUACAGCUUUGGAACUUACAAUCCGUAUCUCACGCCUCCCAACCCUGCCAAUACACAACCGUUAUACGGCAACCACAAUUACAAUCAGUUAACUCCUGGCUACCAAUCCUACCUGCACCAGCAACAGCAAGUUGCUCCCGCUGGUCCACACCCCCAGCAAAAGCCUAAAGUGGUGUACACUGGCUACAAUCUAUCGUUGCCUCCGCCGCCGCUGGAGGACGAUUUUCGGCCAAUUUCUGGCAGCUACUACGGUGCGGCCGGCACAGGCCCAAGCAGUCCGCGGCCCCACAAUAUCCAGCAGCAGCACUCAAACGCGGGUGACCUUCUCCCCUACCUUAUACAACAGCUGAAGGAGCUAAAAGAGCGGCGCAAGAAUCUGCAGGCGGAAAACUUUGCCUACUUCCAUCUGGACAAUCAGCCGGUAAGCCCGGCCUCCGUUUCAGGAGCCACUUCCGUGCCCACAGCCAGCACCGCCCACUAUUCCUCAGUUGAUCCGUCAAGGCCCGCACAACAGGUUACUCCAAAUGGUCAGUACAGCACCAUGGGCGGAUUCUAUAACAACCAGAAACCGGACCAGGCCCCCUACACUGUUAACUAUCCCGGCAAGUUGGUCUCCCACUACAGCAUUGGUUCUGAUGAUGGACAGCGCAGCACGACGGAGAGCAACUACUUUCAGUAUAACAUCGUAGCCAACCAGAAGAUGAAGGGUGUCCUUAGCACCGCCAAGCCUAGCCAGCUCGGGCUCGCUGCCUUCAAAGUUAGGCCUCCCGUUACGCCGCUGCAGGUGACUCAGAGCAUUAAUGUAGUAUCACCCCCAAAUCUGGCGUACAACAGACCCAAUAGUCUGCAGCAGGUUCCGUUUCGUGACUUCUCGCACCUUCCCGUAGGAAUUAGUUACGCCACCAACAGCACUAUGCCAGAAUCCUACCAGACCUUCACCAAGUCAAUCAGCACCACAGAGGCGCCGCAGGGCGAUCUUCCCAAUAGCAAGUCGAAGCUGACCAACUUUCAGUUCAACAUCCAUGAGUUUAUGGCUAACCUUAAGGCCAGCGAUCUGUCUAGUGUCAACCCGGCCGUAAAUCCGUUGAUAAAAUACUUCAAGCAAGUCAGUAGCGACGGAAAUAGAAAUAGCACCUUGCGCAAUACGCUGGUGCCUCGACGUCCUGUACCAGGAAGUACAAGUUCAGCUAGCACCACAACCUCGACCACCCAGACUCCGACCACGCCAAGUUCUUUGGCGUCCAAAACUCGCUUCAGAGCCAAGUCGACAGUGCCUACGCCUACCACACCAACCACAACGAGGGCUCUGAAGGGGUACGAAAAUUUCAUCAAGGGCAUACAGAACCAACUCAACAAGCAGACCUCUAGCCAAAUUCCCGCCUCCAGCACUUCCCCAAGCACUCUGCGAGUGCCGACCACCACGACUCUCGAAACCGUCGACUAUUAUGACGAAGAUUACGAAGAGGAUGAGGACAUACUGCCUCCGUCUCAAAUGCCUCCUUAUAUGCCCAUGUCCGAGACCAUGGCCCCUCCCCGCCCCCAACUGCCUACAGCGGCACCCUUCACCGAGUCUCCAGGAAAAGCGAGACCAAACUUCCAGACAGGAUUCCUGGAGGCUACGACUACACGCCGUCCGUUUCCUAACUUCUCGCAGCUAAACCAACCAGGUGCCGAGGCCGGCGUGCCUUCCUUUAUUAGCUUUCCCAGCGAUAUUUUCCAAGAGCUGAAGCAGCGGUUGCCUCAUCUUCCCGAAACCAGCACCCCACAAAUCAGUACCAAGGUAACCACGACUCCACGCAGCAUGCGUCCGUCUUCCAAUCCGAGGCCAAUCCCCUCCAGUACGGCGCCGACAACGACUCGAGUGCGUUACACAGUGCGGCCGCAUAAGCGAGGACAACAGAAGUGGAUGACGAUGUCACCGGUCCAGGGACAAAAGGAUGUAAAGAACCUUACCGAGAAUGAACCCGAAAUCUUAGGCUCUAGCAAGCAGAGUAACCUGGGCGGCCUGCAACUAAAUUCCAUACAUGUGGGCUCAGGCGAAGAACGACACAGGGAUAUAGAAUACCAACAGCAGCAGCAACAGGACCAGCAGCAGCCAUCUGUCCCCCAGUACCAACCAACAGUGCGCCAACAGCAGCCGCACUCAACCUACCGCCCCUUAGAGCUCUCGGCUACACCGACACCCCCACAGAAGUCAUCUUACAGCAACCAGCAGACUUUGGCCUACUCCUCAGACUACGAUGAGGACAUUAAUGCGCAGAUCGAACAGGAAAAUUUGUACGAUCAGCCCACACGUUCACCACAGAGGGCGGAACAGGUGGCCAUACAAAGGCUGGAUACUCGACCCAGUCCUUCGACAACCCUAUCCCCGACGACGCCCGCCACCCGUCCGGAUGUUCUCACCUAUUAUGACACUGUGACCACCCCCAACGCCCCGGAACAUGGGCCAGCCGACUACAGCUACUCCAGUUCCGCAGAGUAUGCUUUCGGGUCGGCAGAGGACUACGACCUGAGCGAGCGCACACUGACUCGAGCCAAGUCCACUGCACGCACCUACACGGAUGACUAUGAUCUGAUCGCCAAUGUUGUGGGUCCUACCAGCAAGAGCACAAUGGCGCCACCAACACGAACCCAGAACACAAAAUCAACUUCGGCACUAAGCAGGAACCCGUCCAAGAGUUCCAUCACCAACACAAAAAUUCUUGAGGUCACAAAGUCCACAACAACAACAACAACAACUACAACCACGACACCAUUCCCAUCGACAACAACAACAAAACUAGCAAGCUCGAAAGCGCAUGCAAUUAAGCCUUAUAAACAACAUGUUCCCAACAAAUCAAAGACAACUACACAAGCUUCCAGUACCCCACCCACCACCACGCCCAGCUCCAUACCACCCCCGAAUCCCACGACCUAUAGUUCAAAUCCCUUCCUUAAAUCGAAACUUCAAAAUCUGGCCAAGUCACUGGUACACUUUGUCUCAAACAGCCAGACCAAAGGCAAUAAUACUGGCUUUCGUCAAGUUAAAAACCUGACAAGCUUUGAUCACCAACCCACAAUUCCGGAACCAGUCCCUGACCAAGUUCCCGCCCAAACAUUUUCCCCAGUCCCCGAGCCUUCGUCCACGCAAUGGCCCCUAGUUGAGGAUCACGUUGAGACUGUCUUUGAUGAGAGUCAGAACGUUCAUGUUCAGACGGCUGAACCGCCAAGGAGUCGCUCUUUCGAAACCAGCACCUCGGCCAAAUUCCUGGACUUUAUUAAUGCCGCCGCUUAUGGUACCAGUCCGCGUGGGAACCUCCUGAAUGCUGUGCCAAAUAAAUUUGUGGGAAGGGAUUUUCCCUAUCGAGAAAGAGAUUAUUCAUUCGAGUCAAGCUCAAAGGAACCAGAACUGCAGCGUAAACGUAUUCAGACCUACAUCACUUCCGACGUGGCGCCUGAGAGUUUCAAAGUUCCGGCAAAUGGUGAAGUGCGACCACAGCCGGAAGGAAUGGAAAGCGCAAGUACAACGCGACCCAGUAAGCCAAUAAAACACAGCCUUCAAAGUGGAUCACAUGGUUUUAGUUUGCGUGUGGAACAGAAUGAAAGCGAAAGUAAUGUGUCUGAGCCAAUUUUUGCGGAGAAAAAGAGUCAGCCGUCCACCACAACAGCAAAGAGCCCAACAACACCGGUCGACUCAUCUCAGGAAUAUGUGGACAUCAUACCCACAACAUACGCCCCACCUCUUCGCAUUUGGCGUAACGGAAGACCCACCAUUCAACAGGCAUAUUACAGGCCAACCACCACAAGUUCUAGCACAACCACCACUAGUACCACUACAAGCACAUCACCUCCUACCACCUCAAAUGAUAACGUUCAUUCGAGCAGUACCAUUAGGACUACUACAACACCAAGGGCUCUGGGCCCUCCCAGCACCGAACGCUAUGUUGUACCGGGACAAACUUACACGGCCCGAGCCAAUUACUUCAAAGAUACCCUAAAUCGCGUUACUGCUAACCCGGCAACGCGUUUUGUCUCUCCGUACAAAAGUUUAGAGAACUUGCUCCAGGAAGAUCGCCAGUACCAGUACCACCAACUGCGGACAACAGCUAGGCCGCGCUACACAAAUGCACCUGCUUUCCCGCCCUUCCUCCAUACUACUUCAAAGCCGGCAAAAAAUCUUUUCAUGACCACAGCUAUUAGAAACACCAGUCAAGAUGUUUUGGCCACAAUGGCGACAGGAAACGCACGUAACUUUAGCGUUAGCGACGCAAUACUCAGCACAUUUAGUCCUCAGCGACCAGCGCCGAGUAUGCUGCGAACCACCACUAUGGCAACAACAACUUCUACUAGCACUGAACCACUUCCGCCGGAAAUGACUACUACUGCUGCUCCUACGACCGUUUCAGCCGUGAUCGCUUCUUCGCCCAUCCGCGUAUCACAGUCCCCAAUGCGUCCACGUGGCCGCUCUCGCUAUACGGCGGCCACUCUAAACAAUGUCGGGGACAGCGUAGACGAGCCCACGACGUAUGCACCCAAGUUUAGGUUACCCGCCGGCUUUGAGACCAGCCAGUUUCCGAAACGCAAGCCUCAACGCGUUCGAGUGAUUAGUAAUCAGCGGACUUCCUUUGGGGAGCCAACAGCUAAGCCGCACGAAAAGUAUGAAGCCUACAAAGCUGCUUUGCAGGCCAAGGAUUCCGCUUAUAGCUCCCACAGUGCUUUGAGCAAGUCCCUAAAACACAAGUCUAUCGAGAAUGAAGCCAGCGUUGCAGACGAGCCACGGGCCGAGGCUUUGAUCAGCCAGCCGUUGGAGGCCAGGCAGCAAAACAGCUUAGAGCAGGGUGGGACUGCGAUAGCCUUCAGCUCCACCGAACAUGUGGUGGCGAUUACAGACCGUCCAACUGUCAAGUUUCUUUACUCUAACAAAUACCGCCAGCAAACGGCGGAACGCACUUUGGCAGAGAGUCUUCAGAACGCUGGGUACAUAGCAUCAGCUAACGGGCCAGCACAGAAGUUCCGAUCCGCCAACGUCCUUGAUCAGCUGAGGCAGUUCCUUGCUGGCAGUGAUAGUACCAGCAACAGCGAUGAGAGCGGCACCUCCCAAUUUGUUGACGAGUAUUCAUUGCCCGAGAUAAAGGCCGCAGUCGAUGAGAUCAAGCAACUUUACAUGGUCACUGAUCGACCUGCAACGAGCACUUUACAAACUAGCACGACUACGCUGCGUCCUACCACUACGCCGAUUAUCCCGCCAUCUGCACUCCGAUCCACCACAGCAACCGUUACCUCGUCAGUGCGUCAAGAAGCAAACCAAUCCAAAGCAUACUCCUUUCCCUCCACUUUAAAAGUCUUAAGCACCGAUUCCGCUCUAACUGCAAGAGCCACCCAGAGCACCCCCGACGUUAGUACCACUAGAACGCCGAAAGACCCACCUGUUUACCCGACCCCCGCCCCCAACAUUUCCACCGCUACAGCAACACCCUCUCCAUUUGCACCGCACACUGCGCGCGCUUCGAGGGUUAACAAUGUCAUAAAGUCGUCGAUUGCUGCCGCUGCCCUAGGCCCUAGCACCUCAACCUAUCAGCCACCAGUGUCAGCGGGUAAAGCCCAAAAGCUCCAAUUCGGCUUCGCCCCCAACAAUAAAAACCACCAAAUAAGCAGCAACCAUAAAGGCGCAGCAGCUUCAGCCUCUGUGAAGUGCUCCGACAGCACACUAAACGCCAAAUGCAACGAGAUUCCUUUAAGAAACAACAAUAGAAACCGGGGAAAUGCGAUGUACGCCAAUCAGGAUCGAGACGUACUUUCUACGCCGAAUCGUGGAACUCACCCACCACGAACACGACCCACACUCAAGCCAUCGGGCACGAUCGUGUCAAAGGCCCAAGAGUUUGUCGAUAUAUACCGGUACCCACCGACUCGCCCCGACCCAAUAUACCCACAGCCCACGCCCGAUAAAACGGCAGCCAAGUGCCGGAAGGACGUAUGCCUGUUACCAGAUUGUUAUUGCGGAGGCAAGGAUAUACCUGGCGGCUUGAGCGCCUCGGAGACCCCGCAAAUUGUACUUAUGACGUUUGACGAUGCCGUCAGUACAAUAAAUAUUGAUCUUUACGAGGAACUCUUUAGUAAUGAGUCGCGAAAAAAUCCCAAUGGUUGUCCAUUGCGCGGAACCUUCUAUCUAUCGCACGAGUGGACGGACUACGGAAUGGUACAAGAUCUGUAUUCACAAGGACAUGAAAUGGCAUCUCACACCGUUUCCCACAGCUUUGGCGAGCAGUUCUCGCAGAAAAAAUGGACUCGUGAAAUUGCCGGGCAGCGGGAGAUCCUUGCUGCUUACGGCGGUGUCAAGCUAUCUGAUGUACGAGGCAUGCGCGCACCUUUCCUCUCGGUCGGCGGUAACAAAAUGUACAAAAUGCUAUACGACUCAAACUUCACCUACGACUCCUCCAUGCCUGUCUACGAGAACCGACCACCUUCCUGGCCCUACACCCUGGAUUACAAGAUAUUCCACGACUGUAUGAUUCCGCCCUGCCCAACCCGCUCUUACCCCGGGGUAUGGCAAGUACCUAUGGUCAUGUGGCAGGAUCUAAACGGAGGCCGCUGCUCGAUGGGCGAUGCAUGUUCGAACCCGAGCGAUGCAGAUGGAGUAACCAAGAUGAUUAUGAAAAAUUUUGAACGUCAUUACACCACGAACAGAGCACCUUUCGGUCUGUUUUAUCACGCUGCGUGGUUUACCCAGCCCCAUCACAAGGAAGGAUUCAUUAAAUUCCUGGACGCCAUCAAUGCCAUGCAGGACGUGUGGAUUAUAACCAACUGGCAGGCGCUGCAAUGGGUCAGAGACCCCACACCAACAUCUCGCAUUAAUUCAUUCCAGCCGUUCCAGUGCGACUAUUCGGAUCGGCCCAAACGCUGCAACAAUCCGAAAGUAUGUAACCUGUGGCACAAGUCUGGCGUCCGAUACAUGAAAACAUGUCAGCCAUGCCCUGACAUUUACCCCUGGACUGGAAAAUCCGGAAUUCGAUCUUCCCGCAUCGAUAAUGAAGUUGAAGAACCGGCGGCGUAAGACUCAGGAUCGCCAGUCUCGCAUGGACCUUUUGGGGAUUAAGAUCAUAGGCUAGCAGUAGGCAAAAAGAGACACUCAACAAUCUAAGAUGCCGAAAUGUUUAAGCCACUAUUCAUUCGAGCUCAAAAUACGAAAUUCACUCGUAAUACGUUUUCAUUUAAUUAAUACUUUUAGCUAAUUUUUUAAACGACCAUAGGCAAUUUUUCGGAGCAUGUUACUACAAAUUAUUUAUUCCCUCUUACAUACUUAAUACCUGUCUGUAUAUUCCUAUAGAUUUUUACGUGUACGGUUAUUCUUAAAGUUGCACACGCAAUCGAAGCCGGAUCCCUGUAAACGUAAAUCAAUUAGGUAUAGGACCGUAGACUUAUAAGUACUAAUAAACUGCGUGUUUGGUGCACCAAGAACUUCGAUGAAAUAAUAGAAUACUCAGUAGGAUUUGGAUGCACCAAGUCCAUGGUUUCAACUACGGAAACCGCAUUUAAAGAUUAAGCUAAUACACUUUUUCGUUUAAUGUGUGAUAAAGAGUUACAGCUAACUUUAUGUAUUAUUAGAUGUGCACAAGUCUUUAUUCACGCCUUCCCUUUUUCCAUUUUUUUUUUUGCUUAUCCUGCAAUUAAAAAGUUGUCAAACGCAAGUUUGUAUUGGUAUUGAGUGCAUUGAAAUAGAUAAGUUCUUAUAUCCAUAAACUUAUCUUAUGCUAUUAAAAAUGAAUCACAUACUUUUUACAUUAUUUUAUUUGACCAUACAACGCCACCAACAAAGUGUCAGUUUAAUAAAACUAUUUUUGAAGUUUAUGAGUCGGUACGCAUAAUUGAUACCCAUCGGCAGUCAAUGAGUGAAUUAACAGAAGGAUUAAGAUCAAGAACUAGAAAAUAAGUCGAAGCGAUUGCCAAUAUUUGCCGUUCAUCAAAAAAAUUUACCACAUUGAAUUCAGUUUAAAUAAACGACGUGCAAGCCUGUCAACUGUAGUUUACCAUGUAAGGUAUAAAUAAAGUAUUAAGGGAUUCAACAUGCAAUAAUUAGAGAUGAUAAUCAAAUAGGUCAAGUUGCAUAUAUUUUAAGGGCGUAUACAAAUAGUGAGGUAAAAUAUUUAAAACAGGGCGCAUUAUAAAGCAAUGUUCGGAGAAACGAGUGAAUUAAGUAUUUUGUGCUAAUGUUUGUAAAAAACGAUAUACCUAUGUGUGUAUGAAUGUACUCACGUAUGCUUGCAAUAAAAUGUAAUAUUUAAAUUGUAA